AUGUCGUUCCACCCGAACGCUGUCGAUGCUCCUCCAUCCUACCUUCAUCAGCAUCAAGCUGGAAGCCCUCUAUAUACGCAAAACACGAUUCGUCCCAAUGCCAAUAGUACAGAUCUCAACUCGCCUCACAAGCCACCAAUCUUACAACCAUGGCUUGGCCUUCAAGCGCGACUCUUUCUAGCCCCCAUAUCCAUUCCGCUGAUCUCUCUCCUCUUUGUCGCCGCUCGAAUGCUCAGCUCAUCGAAUGAAGCUACCGACUCUAUCUCGUCUGCCAAAGGCAAGCUACUGUCCGCAUGCAGUGCAGCAGAAGGCACAGCCUCGCUUGCCGCGUCGUUUCCUCACUUUCUCGCCGCGUCCACCAAUGUUCAGCUUGCGCUUUCGGUCACUGCGACAGUUCACAGUGCUGCUCGAGUCUUUGAUCUGUCCAUGACAGCCAUUCAAAAGAUCCUGACCUACAUUGUCAAUUCGUACAAAUCACUGUUCAUGUGCUUCAUGGAGCUGCUGGUGCGCGGGGCGCUAGCGGUGCUCAUAACAGCAGUUGAAUUCAUCUCGCAAGCCAUCACUGCUGCAACGCUAGGAAUUCGCUCGGCGAUCCAGGAAUCGAUAACGGGUGUCAAUACCCUCCUUGCUACUGCCGUUGGAGCAAUUAACGAUGUGAUCGGCGUGUUUGGUCAGCAUGUCAAUCCUCCGCAUAUCGCAGUGCCUUCGUUGACGUCGUUGGAAAACAUCACGCUGCCACACGAGAUCCAGGAUGGUCUAGUCAAGCUCAAUGCAACACUUCCAACACUGCAGCAGCUCAAGCAGUCGAUGGAUGCGCUGAUAGAAACGCCGUUCGAAGAGAUGAAGCGAGAGGUGAACGCUACAUUGGCAAGCUUCCAAUUCAACCAUUCUGUGUUCCCAGUGCCCGAGAUGCAGAACGUGACGUUUUGCGAUCGCAUCGAUACGAGCCCACUGGACGAGCUGGGAAAUGCACUGAAGAACGUCGCGAGAUGGGGACUUGUAGCGUUACUUCUGAUAGCGAUCGUGGUCAUGUUGAUCGGUGUGGCGUGGGAGUGGUGGAAGUGGCAGAAGGAGGUAAAGGCUGUAGAGCGUACUAGAAGUCUUUGGCUCGCCCAACGUUCAUCUGCGCACUCUGACGGUAACGACAAGUUUUGCGACAACAUUCUAAAGACGGAAAACCUCAUGUCGCUCCUCACCAUUUCUCAACAUCCUCUCAUCUCGUUCUGCUCGCUCAACUACUGUAAACGACUGGGCAUCCGAACGCGCAGAGCUCAAGACCGCUGUGCUUGGCUCUUAUCCUUCCUCAUGCAUCCCGCCUCGCUCGCCUGCCUCUUUACAGGUGUUCUCGGUCUGAUCUCUGUCCUGAUGCAAGCCAUUCUUGUCCACAGUCUUUCACAUCACUACGUCUCAUCGAUCGAUACAUCACUCGCUCACCUCUCAUCCGACAUUGUCAAUCUCGUCCACGAUCAUACGCGAAACGCGUCGGUCGCCUUCUCUACCUCGGCCAACACUGUCAUCCUCCAAGUGGAAGCCGAGCUUAACGACCAUGUCUUCCGAUGGGUCGAUACAACAACGUCGACCAUGAAUUCGACCUUGAACCAAUUUGUCGACGGUCUCACAGAGACGCUGACAAGCACGUUUGGCGGUACACCGUUCAACGCUCCUCUGCAGACGUUUGUGCAGUGCAUCUUGGGACAGAAGGUGCAAGGGAUCGAAAAGGCGCUCACGUGGAUCCACGAGAAUGCAUACGUCAACUUCAGCGUGGUCCCUGCAGACGUGCUGAUGUUGAGACCAGAGCAGCAAGAGGCGGUAUUACGGCCCGUGAGAGAGGCAAUGCUCGGCAGCCGAGAUGAUCAGGGUGGCGGAAAUGGGGUAGUUGGUCAUGUGAUCAGCCGAUACAUGGAGCACUUGCACCAGGAGAAGAUCCUCUUUACGGCAUUGAUCGGUGUGUACGCCAUCAUCUUGUUGAUCGGACUGCUGGCCGUACUGUAUGCGACUCUUGCGGAGCGAAGGAUGCAUGACGAUGACGAGACCAGGAAGAAGGUGUCUAGAGACGAAUCCGAGGAAAAGCUUCGAAGCGAUCUUCAGGCUGGACCAGGUGGAGCAGGAAUAGCACGUUUAUGGUCACGUCGGCCAAAGCUGAACGCCGGUUGCUUCAGAGCGUUCUCUCAUCCUCCUGUGCCAGUCAGUGCGCAAAAUCCAUCCAGCAAAAUCGAUCACGCAGCUCGUUUCCCGUCGUCCGCUCAUUCAAGCCGUCCAGAUCCUAUUCACGUCACCAAGGAUAGCAUUUCGUAUCCCUUUCAGAUGCAUCACUCUCUCAACACCAGCCCUUCAACCCGACCGACACAGCCGACACCCCUCCAACAAACUUCUAAUCCAGAUCGUGACACUGUCCAAUCACUCCACCACGCAUCCACGACUCAUAACCAAACUGCAUCCACCAGAACGAAAGAAUACGAUUCAUGGCUUUGUUUCCUCGCCUCGUAUCAUGAUGGAGAGGCCACGGUUCCUGCAAAGGCACCGGAAGCAGUAGAAGGAGCACAAGACAGAUUCCAUCGGCUAUUCGGAUGUUCUCUCAGAGCUUCGCCCACAGUGGCUACUUUCAAUCACCACGUCUCUGCUCCUGCUGUUUCAAGUGACCGAGCAGAGAUCGAAGUGGAAGAUGCCAGGUUCAGGGAAACACUCGACCUGGGGUCGAUGCAGGAUUGGAUCGGAUCUAAAAGUCCUAUCCCGCCGCCUGCUGGAAGAGGAGGUAGCCAUUCUCCUCGGAACACGGCUGAUCAGUUACCAGAGGUUCAGCUUACUCGAUCUGGAGGAUGUGUAGGACCCCACUCGUCGGAUUCCACGCAAGAAACGUAUGCGUUUACUGACAGUGUAAGGCUCCCACCAGGCCCGCAGCCGCAGCAGAAGAGGGUGGUAUCGUCUCAGUCUAUUUCUUUUUUCGCUUGGUAG
Molecule: messenger RNA, 2952 nt
Organism: Mycosarcoma maydis (corn smut)
Lineage: Eukaryota; Fungi; Basidiomycota; Ustilaginomycetes; Ustilaginales
Exons: 1
Coding region: 1-2952 (983 amino acids)
Cellular component (GO): mating projection tip
Source: RefSeq, a predicted model, not a curated record